AAUCAGAAUCUCCCUCUCUCACAAGACUUCUGCACAAGAAGAUUUCUUCCCUCCUCUGUGUAUUUUUGCGUGUUCUUUUCCUAACUAAUCAAAUCUACCUUUCUUCUUUCUUCAUAUUUGUUUCCAACUAAAGAUAAUUUGGGAAAGCAAUUUUCUGGUACACAUAUAUACAUUUUUCUCAUAUUUUACUGUUUUCUUUGUUUUUUCUCUCUUCUUAUUCUGUGGAAAUUCUCUGAGAGUUAGAUUAGGCAGCAAUCUAAAGGUUUAUUUUGUCAAUGGCUGAAGAGAAUACUUCAGAGGUCAAAGAUAUUGAGAAUUCUUCCGAUACAAACCCUCCGAAGAUGUCUGAAGAAGGCUCUUUGGAAACAGUACGUGUAAAGGAUGUGGAAAAUGUGGAAGAUGUUAUAGCUGUGGUAGCCAAGGAUCAAGAAGAGAUUAUACCAGAGAUUAUUGAAGUGCCUAAGCCUCAAGGUGGGACUUUGAGACGCCAUUCGACUGGAACGAUAAGUAAACCGCAGGUUCAGUCCCGUUAUCGUGGGAAUCAUCGUGUGGGUUCGACUCAUGAUUUAUGUAAACAUGGGAAGAAAUGUGAUCAAGAUGAUGCUGUGAAGCCGUGGAAGAUUGCAAGGAGAAAGAGUGUUGAAGGUUCAGUUGUGAUCAAAGUUGAGACACCAAGUUCGACAAGGAAGUCAUUGGGGAGUGUGAGUAGACAGAGUCCAGGUAUAACCAAACCGGAUAGUUCUGUUUCUGCAAAGAGAGAUGCCUUGGCUGUGAAGAAAAAACCAUGUGCUUCUGUGAAUUCAGAAUCUAGCUCCAAAGAAGGUAGUGAGAUAGCGAAAUCUGUUGAUGGUUUAAGCGUUAAAAGCAAUGAUAGAGCGCGGAAGAAUAAAGAAACCGAGAGUGGUCUGAGUGGUUCAGCUGUUGUUAAGAAGGUUCCUGCCUUGAGAACUGAUAAGUCAAGUACUUCUACGGGCGUUGGAAGUUCUAAGGUUUGUGCUCCAAAGAAUCUGAAGAAUGUGGAGAAGGCAAAGACGACUCAGACAAUUAGCGGUGAAGAUGUAAAAGAAAAGACUGUGUGUGUUGUUGAAUCUAGCGUCAAAGGUGUUAAGAGUGAAAAGCAACCAUCAUCUGAGAAGAAAACCAUGAAAAGUGGGAAUAAAAGCUUGAGUACUACUCCUAAACGUGGUUCUAGUCCUACAAAACAGAUUCCUGGUAAAAUCAGUACCGGUUUGACUAAGAAGAAAGAAACUGGCUCUGCAGACGUUGUUGAAGCAAAUCCAAAACCGGAGAAGAAGGUUAGGCCUAAGAAGACAGGAGUAAAGGUGAGUCUAGCUCAGCAGAUGACUUUCAAGAAAGGAAAGGUUCUUGAUCCUAAACCCGAGGAUUCUUCUCCGAGAUGGAUCAAGUUCAAAAAGAGGGUGGUGCAGGAACUGAAAACGCAAUCCGAAGGGAAGAAGAAGAAUCUUAAAGAUAGAAGAUUGGGUGUUGAGACGAAAACAGAUUCUUGUGAAGGAAGUAAACGUGAGAAAGUUGUUCUGAGGCAUCGAAAAGUAGAAGGGAAGAAGAAAAUGAUAACAUUGUUUAACAAUGUGAUUGAGGAGACAGUGAAUAAGCUAACAAAGGUGAGGAAGCACAAAGUGAAAGCUCUUAUUGGUGCUUUUGAAACUGUUAUCUCUCUUCAGGACACUAAUAAGACAUCUCACAAACCUCAGAGCAAGGCCACAACAUCUGCUUCUAAGGUUAGACCUUUGGUCUCCGAACAAUGAAAGAAAGAAAAAAAGACAAAAGUUUAUUUGUGCAUAUGAUCUAUUAACAUUGAAGAUUUUAAACUUCAAGAGCGACCAAGAGAUAAUUUUCUUGUUACUGUCCUCGAAAUAGCAAAGGGUUUAGUAAUGUACUUUGACAGUUACUGAAUUCAGUUGUGAAGCUUUCAAGUUUUAUCUGCAAGUCUUUUUCCAUACUCAAAACAGUUUUU
Arabidopsis thaliana (thale cress) is the source of this 1975-nucleotide messenger RNA. RefSeq names its product Plant calmodulin-binding protein-like protein. Bases 276 to 1766 code for a protein of 496 amino acids. Gene Ontology annotation, molecular function: calmodulin binding. NCBI's taxonomy places the organism in Eukaryota, Viridiplantae, Streptophyta, Magnoliopsida, Brassicales, Brassicaceae. The record is from RefSeq and is marked reviewed. The transcript has 2 exons.